GCGACUAGUGGAAGUCUAGCGUCAGCUAGCUAGCUAGUAGCUAGGCGAUUUGCUAACUAACACAUAUGGCGAACACAUAGAGCGUAACCUGCGAGUAAAUGCCACCCAAAAGAAAAGGAGCCUUGCAACUUAUACAGAGAGAAGUGGACGAAAAGGAAAAGCAGGUUGACAACCUGGUGAAGGAUGUGCGGAGUCAGGCUAGAUCCACUGAAGAGGCAUUUCGGAAAUGUCAAGAACUGCAGAUGUCAGCUGAGAACACACUAAGGACACUAAAGAAACUAACAAAGGCAGAUGAGCUUGCUCCAGUGGGAAACUAUGAUCUAAGGAAAAAGGAAGAGGAGAAACGACUGCAGAACAUCCUAGAGCAUUUGAACACACUUUCUCUGGAGCUUUCGCCUCCAGGACCAAGCAGUGUCGCAAGCAAUGUUUCCAAGACAGAUAGUGAAGAUGAGGAUGAGGACGAAGACAGUAAUGAUGACGAUGAUGAUGAUGAAGAGGAGGAGGAGGAGGAGGAGGAUGAGGAUGAGAAGCGAGCUAUGAAACCACCAUCUCAGUCAGACACGUAUAUCUACAAAGUCCUCAGUGACUUCCAAGGAGAGCAGGUUGGAGAUCUGUCCGUUCAGAAAGGGGAGGCAUUGAAGGUCAUCAGAAAGACAACAGAUGGAUGGUGGCUGGCUCAGGACUCUAAGGGCAACAGGGGAGUGGUUCCAAAAACAUACCUGAAGAUUAGCUCUGGUAUUGACAACAACGAUGAUGAUGAUGGUGAGAAGGAUGAUGAUGAAGAAGAUGACGACGACGAUGAAAACGAUGAGGAGUCACUAGAGGAUGAGGAGGAGGAAGAGGGUGAAGAGUUGGCUAAUGACCAAGACAAACAGAGCAAGGAUUUACAUUCCAACUGGUCCACUGUGAGAAAGGCUCUGACUGAGAUUGAUGCUACAGAUGUGCUCUCUGCAAUGGGUGCUAUACCUUCGGGAUUCAGACCAUCAACUCUCAACAAACUGCUGGUGGAGGAAGGUGUAACAUACAGAGGAAGUCACUAUAUUCAGCCUGCUCUCAGCCAAUCACAGCUCUCCUUUAAGGACCUCUUUCUGGACGUGGAGACUGGCAGGGUCCGGACUCGACAGGUGCGCACCUGUGUUUGUUUUACUUUGUGGAACUGCAGGAUGAUUCCUACCCCAGGGGUUGGGGUUCAGGUCCUCAGCAGACACAUCCGCCUCUGUGCCUUUGAUGGAACUCAGGUGUUGAGUAACAUCCACACAGUCAGGGCAACCUACAACUCCAAGAGCCCAAAGACGUGGAGCUUCUCUCCAAGGAUGGCAGGUAUCCUACCCAGCCUCCUUGAUGGAGACUGUUUCCUACGCUGCAGCUCUACAUCUCCUGACCUCGGUGUCCUCUUUGAACUGGGAGUCACCUUUAUACGGAAUUCGACAGGCGAGCGAGGAGAACUGAGCUGCGGCUGGGCUUUCCUCAAACUGACCGAUGAUACGGGGAACCCGCUCCCCAACAAAACCUAUGAACUGCAAGUGAAUGGUGGAACUCCAUAUGAGAAGAACGUGGCACUGGAGGCUUCAGUCAUCAAAGGAACUGGUGUUUUCCAACAGAUGCUUCAGGCCAAGCGACAGCCCAGACUGAUCAUUAAGUUGAAAUCUACCAACAGUCGGACCAGAACGCAGCUUAGUCUCCUCCCAGACACUCUGCUGCACUGUUUGAGCUGUGUCCAUCUGCUGGCUCUGCACAGACAGCUGUUAGCUGACACACUGCUGAUGGACAGGCCUACCAUGCAGAAUGCAGAUCUGAUAUGCAGCCCUGUACUUUCCACAUUUCCUUUGCUGUUGGACCAACCAGACCUGCUGGAUGCUCUCAGGGCUGCCUGGCUGGAGGCUGAGAUCAGUAUGAGCAGAGGACAGAAGAGAGAUUUGUCUUUUUUCAAAAAGGAGUUUGUUAAAGUCUACAUGUCGUCCGUGUAUUUCCUCCUUCACUCUCCCUCUCUGGCCUGUCAUCGCUGGGCCGACCCGCCCUCAGAGGAGCAGCGAGCCAAAGUCAUCUACGCCACCCUGGAUGCUCUUAAACACACCCAGCAGGUCAACGGCCAAACAGGAAGUCCAGAAGUCUUCCUUGACCCCAUGCACCAGCAUCUCGCCUUUGAUAUCACAGAGUUGACAUUUGACCUCCCCCACGUAGCACAGUAGUGAUAAUUCAUCAUCCCAAUGAUGGGUUGAUUGUUGUGUUUUAAAUUAUUUUGUACGAGGCAUCAGUUUGGCCAAAUAAAGAAGAAUAAAACCCA
Messenger RNA from Solea senegalensis (Senegalese sole), 2284 nucleotides. It is a transcript of the gene nphp1, whose product is annotated as nephronophthisis 1. The coding region runs from base 99 to 2189 and encodes 696 amino acids. The transcript is spliced from 20 exons. NCBI's taxonomy places the organism in Eukaryota, Metazoa, Chordata, Actinopteri, Pleuronectiformes, Soleidae. Gene Ontology annotation, molecular function: protein binding. Gene Ontology annotation, biological process: protein localization involved in establishment of planar polarity. Gene Ontology annotation, cellular component: cytoplasm; cilium. The record is from RefSeq and is a predicted model, not a curated record.